Molecule: messenger RNA, 1399 nt
Organism: Elgaria multicarinata webbii
Lineage: Eukaryota; Metazoa; Chordata; Lepidosauria; Squamata; Anguidae
Gene: DKK2
Product: dickkopf WNT signaling pathway inhibitor 2
Exons: 4
Coding region: 66-875 (269 amino acids)
Biological process (GO): negative regulation of canonical Wnt signaling pathway; multicellular organism development
Cellular component (GO): extracellular region
Molecular function (GO): co-receptor binding; receptor antagonist activity
Source: RefSeq, a predicted model, not a curated record
CCCCGCGCGGCCGCCCCGUCUCCUCGCCGGGCACGACGCAGCCUUCACUGCCGGGCAGAGGGGAGAUGAUCAUGCUGAGCGGGAGACACUUCUCCCCCCGCCCUCUGCUCUUGCUCGCCGCGGUCCUGGUCGUGGAGAGCUCCCAGCUAGACGGCACCAAAGUGAACUCCAUCAAGUCCACGCUCAUGGGCGAGGCGCCGACGCAGGCCACCGCCAACAGGUCCACCACCUUCCACCAGGGACUGGCGCUGGGCAGCAGCAGCAGCAGCAAGAAAGGCAAAAUCCUGGGCCAGGGCGGGAAAGGGCUGAAGCAUUACCACCGUCAGGGCGAGGCUUAUCCUUGCACCAAUGACAAGGAGUGUGAAGUUGGGAAAUACUGCCACAGUCCACAUCAAGCUACAUCUGCCUGCAUGAUUUGUAGGAGGAAAAAGAAACGUUGCCACAGAGAUGGCAUGUGCUGUCCUGGAAACCGCUGCAACAAUGGUAUCUGUAUACCAGUGACUGAGAGCAUCCUCACUCCCCACAUCCCGGCUCUGGAAGUACCUCGCAACAAGAAAAAUAAUCAUUAUCCCACCAAGGACUUGGGCUGGCAGAAUCUAGGGAAAGGAGUGACACACAUAAAAGGUCAUGAAGGAGACCCCUGCUUAAGGUCUUCUGACUGCACAGAGGGGUUCUGUUGUGCUCGCCAUUUCUGGACCAAAAUCUGUAAGCCUGUGCUUCACCAAGGGGAGGUCUGCACCAAGCAACGCAAGAAAGGGUCCCACGGCUUGGAGAUUUUCCAGCGCUGUGACUGUGCCAAAGGGCUGUCAUGCAAAAUCUGGAAAGAUGCCACCUACUCUUCGAAAGCAAGGCUUCACGUGUGCCAAAAGAUCUGAUGGCAGAUUGGGACACUGUCACUACCGGGCCGUGGAGAACCUGUGUGUUGUAUAUGCUGCAGCAUGGUGGAACACAAGGAUUGUAAAUAAGAACUGAAUGGGCCAAGUAUAUCCACUGUGGCAGAAAGAAGGAUAAUCCCCAAACGAAUCAUAUUCCUGCCCUGGAAGUGAAUGCGAUGGCAGCUGGCCUUUCUUCGUGAUGUGGUGUCGUUCUGCCAGGUUGGGGCCAAACGAUUGUGGAAAGCAUUUAACUAUGCUCUACUUCUGGUGACUCACCCACAUUAGUUGUGGUUCGGCUUCCCCCAUUAUGAUUGUAAAAUAAUGCUAUAGGAUGUAUUUACAACACAAAGCAGUGCUUUGCCGAAGAAAGACAUUUCUAUUGACACAUUCUUGGGUAUGGAGCAAAAAUAUCCUUGCGAGCUGAAACUAUUAGAGAUAAAGGGGAACGUUAUUGUGUAUGCCUUUACCCUUUAAUAAGCCAAGGCUCUGACUUGAAUGACAUUGAGCAAGAGUGUUACAUUUUG